Messenger RNA from Serendipita indica DSM 11827, 1521 nucleotides. NCBI's taxonomy places the organism in Eukaryota, Fungi, Basidiomycota, Agaricomycetes, Sebacinales, Serendipitaceae. The record is from the annotation of a GenBank genome assembly.
AUGAUUAUAGCAGACGACGCGAGCGAGCGACCGCCCUCGCCCUCGCACAAAUCCUCGUCGUCGCGCCCACACGCGCCCUCGACGCUUUCUACGAGCUCUGCAGGUCCCGUACAAAGACAGCCAAGUCCUGGUCCAGCGCCUCCAUCGUAUAGCGUCGCCACUUCUGAGGGAGCAAGUUCACCGUUGACACCUCUGAUACCGCGUCCAUUCUACGAACGGCCCCAGAGAAACGACCCACUGGUCAUGGAACGCGGAUACUAUGACCAAACACUCCUCGCGGCUGCGGAACAGAGAGAACGCGAACUCGCGCGACGUACACGAAAACGAUUCCUCCGUGCACUCCUCUAUGCUUGUAUCAUAUAUAUCCUUCUCGGCGCGUUUGUUGGUAGCAUGUCACCGUCGUUUAGCACAGGUCGCAAGAAUCCUUGGCUUGAUGAUGAUGACGUCCCUUCUGAUCCUGAAACCCCGGACGACAUCCCUUCAUUACCCAAUCCUUCUCGACCCCGUCCACCAUCCUCAAAGCCAUGGCCAGAGCGCACUGAUGGAGAUAUCGUUGAGUGCUACGGGGGUGAUUCGUGGAGAGACGAACAGUCCUUGUACGAGGGCAUGAUCCUCGUCAGUGGGCCCAGCGACGGUUCCGAAUACCCAUUCACCGUGUACAAUGAUUUCAGCCUGCCUGUCGAUGCACCAUCUCUUUCAGUGUUCACUCGCGGAACCCAUGCAUCCGGUCGUACCCUCACUACUAGAGACGCGGAUCCAUCCAAAGACAUCAGACUUGCGAUAGACAUCGCGAUUCCCAAAGGCGCAGAUGCUACAAGGGUCAUUGAAAGCUUUACCCUCGCCUUUUCGUGGUUCUCUCUGUCUCUCGAUACUGGAGACGACGUCCGAUUCAAUCAAAUCACCGCCGUUUCGUCCAGUGACAAAAUUGAAUCAAAGGGCUUGCUCGCAACCCAAGCUGUCAUCACCUCAUCUAACGGGCCAGUUUCUGGCUCACUCAACGUGACUCGCGAGCUGGUCGUCUCGACGUCCAACGCCAAGAUUGAUGUGGAUAUCAACGUGUUUGAUAACGAGGACGAACCCAAGCAUCCAUCUGUUACGCUCUCCACCUCGAAUGGAGGGAUAUUUACGCGUAACGCGCUUUACCGCGACCACGAGAGCGACAAAGGGGGUGCCUACGAGAUUGUGGCGUCGACGAAGAACGCCCAAAUAAACAUGAACUUUACGACUGCGCCCAUCGACUCGACGCUGAUGCUGACGACGAGUACAUCCAACGCAGGCUCCGAGAUUCAUCUCCAUCCGACGUAUGAAGGAGGACUACUUCUCAGCACGAGCAAUGGGGAAGCACGAGUCGAGAUUAAAGAUGAUACGAAAGAUCCGAGCGGCGAAGGGCGGGAACGCCAGCUGCACUUGGAUUCGGUGUGGAAGGGGCUUGUGAUUGGCUGGGUUGGCUGGGGAGAGAAGAAGAAGCGAGGGGAUCUCGCGGCGCAUACAAGCAACGGAAGGAAUAUCGUCUACGUCUAA